This is a messenger RNA of Phaeodactylum tricornutum CCAP 1055/1, 1855 nucleotides long. RefSeq lists its product with no specific name. Gene Ontology annotation, molecular function: potassium ion leak channel activity. Bases 166 to 1680 code for a protein of 504 amino acids. Lineage: Eukaryota; Bacillariophyta; Bacillariophyceae; Surirellales; Neidiaceae. Gene Ontology annotation, cellular component: membrane. The transcript has 2 exons. The record is from RefSeq and is a predicted model, not a curated record. Gene Ontology annotation, biological process: stabilization of membrane potential; potassium ion transmembrane transport.
UAUCCUGUUACCUACCAAGUCCGUCGACCACCUUCUUCUAUCCGUUCGAUUCCCCUUACAGUUAGCUUCUUCCACUGCGAUACCGUUACUGCGUACUCUGAUUUGUCGUCGUCCGUUUCCUCUAAAGCUCCGUCGGAUUCGCACUGGUAGAACAAACCGUCCAGCAUGAGUGACACGGCCGAUGCACACCGCGGCGGUAUCCACCAGGACACGAUCCGGGAAGAACCAACGACGAGUUAUUCCUACAGCGUGACUCACAGCCCGUCGGGCCAAUCAUCGUCGUCGUCCCGACCUCCCUCGCACAUGAAAAAUGAAGUGUCCGGCGAUCACCGACUCUCCAGUAUACACCGCGGCGAAUCCGAAGUGGAACAAAUGGCGGAACGAAUCGAAACACUCCGGGCCAAUCGCGUCGUCAUUACGUUUCCCGUCCGUGUCCGCUUUCUCACCGAGUGUCGCCAGAUUGCCGUCGAACAGGGCUACGACUCCACCAAAAUUAGUCGGACCGAUCUCGAAGUCUUGCGCUCCCGGAUUGCCGAAGAAGCGUCGCGGACACCGGAGGUCUGGACCCGCGCGUUGGGCGUUUUGGGUUUCUACAACGUGGCGCCCGCCUUGUCGGUCGUGCUGGAUCGGGCGAUGGAAACACUACUACUGCACGACGACGACUGGUUGCACUACCAAGACUUUUCCUUCUACUAUACCCGGGUGGUGGCCCGUUGGCCCUGGUUGCGUUCGGAAAUGCGCGUCGCUUGUCUCAUUAUUUUUGCCUACUAUUUUUUUACGCCUAUUCUGUUCUGUCACAUUGUCCAAGAAGACACCAUUUGCGUGGAUCUCGGCCGUUCCUACGACGGGUGGUUAUCGAGUCUGUACUUUGCGUCGACGACGCUUUCCACGGUCGGGUACGGAGAUUUAAAGGUGGAGCAAUCCCCACGGUGGCGGUCUUUCAUCGGAUCGCUCUACAUGAUCGUGUCGAUUGUCGUGGCCGUGGUGGCCUUUUCGGCAGCCGCCGGCAACGCCUUUUCGCCAUUGAACACCUACGACGCUUGGAUCGCCAAUUUCUUCAUUGGUGAUCCACACCCCAACGAUUUUCUCUACACCCGCGUCGCCCGCGUUAAACUCGUCAAGAUAACGGAGAUUGUCGUCCAAUUCGUCCUCCUCAACCUGAUUGGCGUCUUUGUGACGCGGUACUACGCCCGGCAUUCCGAGGUGGAGGAGCAGCAGUGGACGUGGAUGACGUCGUUGUACUGGGCCAUCCAGACCACCACGACAAUUGGAUACGGUGACUUGGAUAUGCCCUUUCAGUUACGAUGGUUCCAAAUCUUUUACCUCACACUAUCGACCUACUUUGUGGGCAAUUGUCUGGGCAAACUGGGUGCGUUACGUGCCGAAUUGGCGGAAGUCCGACGACGGUACGUGUGGGAACGCCGCAAGGUAACCCGUCGGUUCAUUGACGAACUACAGGCGUACGAACACGACGACAACGUGGAUCAGUUCGAAUUCCUGGUGGCGUCGCUGUUGAUGCUCAACAAGAUUUCGUCCGCGGACGUGACACCCAUUAUGGACAAGUUCCGGGAACUGGCGGGGGGCAAGGGCUUUAUCAACGCGUUGGACGACGCGGAGGAAGAUCCGAUUGCGGACGAAGCGGAAGCGGUCGACGCCGACAUUCAGGGUCAGCAAAGCUAACGAAUGGCAAACGUACAGCAAUCCGGUUUUGGGGCGACGCGUGGAAAACCAUACCGACGACUCUUGGUUGGUUUGGGGUUGAGUGCUACUGUUUAUGUACGUACGUACGUACGUAUGAAUGAGUGUAUCUGUGUGUAUAUAAAGAGAUAACGUAUAAAGAUGCAUUAGGUAUGCA